This is a messenger RNA of Balearica regulorum gibbericeps (East African grey crowned-crane), 1310 nucleotides long. RefSeq names its product cytohesin 3 (gene CYTH3). NCBI's taxonomy places the organism in Eukaryota, Metazoa, Chordata, Aves, Gruiformes, Gruidae. Gene Ontology annotation, biological process: regulation of ARF protein signal transduction. The record is from RefSeq and is a predicted model, not a curated record. Gene Ontology annotation, molecular function: guanyl-nucleotide exchange factor activity.
UUCUGCAGCUCAACGGUUUCCAUGGCAGGGAUCAGGGUUACUUCUUUGAUGGAGACUGCAGGGACUUUGAAGGCUUUCACAGCAUCGGGCAUCACAUUGUGUACAACGUUGUGUAUCCUGGAAUUCGUCUUGUUCUGGGGGAAGUGCCUGAUGACCUCUCCCUAGAAGAAAGAGAAGAGCUUUUAAAUAUUCGUCGCAGGAAAAAAGAACUGAUUGAUGAUAUUGAGAGAUUAAAAUUUGAAAUUGCUGAGGUUAUGACAGAAAUUGAUAAUCUGACUAGUGUAGAAGAAAGCAAAACUACACAAAGAAGUAAGCAAAUAGCCAUGGGAAGGAAGAAAUUCAACAUGGACCCUAAGAAGGGAAUACAGUUUCUCAUAGAAAAUGACCUCCUGCAGAACACUGCAGAAGACAUUGCACAGUUCCUUUAUAAAGGAGAAGGAUUAAAUAAAACGGUAAUUGGAGAUUACCUCGGUGAAAGAGAUGAAUUUAAUAUUAAAGUUCUUCAGGCUUUUGUUGAACUCCAUGAGUUCGCUGAUCUCAAUCUUGUACAAGCCUUGAGGCAGUUUCUGUGGAGCUUCAGACUCCCAGGAGAGGCUCAAAAAAUUGAUCGUAUGAUGGAAGCUUUCGCUUCACGCUAUUGCCUUUGUAACCCAGGAGUCUUCCAGUCUACAGAUACAUGCUAUGUGCUUUCAUUUGCGAUCAUUAUGUUAAAUACCAGUCUGCACAACCACAAUGUAAGAGAUAAACCAACAGUGGAGAGGUUUAUUUCUAUGAAUCGUGGAAUUAAUGAAGGUGGAGACCUUCCAGAAGAAUUACUACGGAAUUUAUAUGAAAGUAUUAAGAAUGAGCCGUUUAAAAUUCCAGAGGAUGAUGGAAAUGAUCUAACGCAUACAUUUUUUAAUCCAGAUAGAGAAGGUUGGCUGCUGAAAUUAGGGGGAAGAGUAAAAACGUGGAAAAGGAGAUGGUUCAUUCUGACUGAUAAUUGCCUGUAUUACUUUGAAUACACAACAGACAAAGAACCUAGAGGAAUUAUUCCAUUAGAAAAUCUUAGCAUAAGAGAAGUUGAAGACCCCAGAAAACCAAACUGCUUUGAGCUCUAUAACCCCAGUCAUAAAGGUCAAGUAAUUAAAGCGUGUAAAACUGAAGCUGAUGGUAGAGUGGUGGAAGGCAACCAUGUAGUGUACAGGAUAUCUGCUCCCACCCCAGAGGAGAAGGAAGAGUGGAUUAAAUCUAUCAAAGCAAGUAUCAGCAGGGAUCCCUUUUAUGAUAUGCUGGCAACAAGGAAACGAAGAAUUGCAAAUAAGAAAUAG